Molecule: messenger RNA, 1715 nt
Organism: Mycotypha africana
Lineage: Eukaryota; Fungi; Mucoromycota; Mucoromycetes; Mucorales; Mycotyphaceae
Exons: 4
Coding region: 211-1539 (442 amino acids)
Biological process (GO): ubiquinone biosynthetic process
Cellular component (GO): mitochondrion
Molecular function (GO): oxidoreductase activity, acting on paired donors, with incorporation or reduction of molecular oxygen, NAD(P)H as one donor, and incorporation of one atom of oxygen; FAD binding
Source: RefSeq, a predicted model, not a curated record
UUUAACUAAAGUCAAAGCAUGGAAGCCGCAACCAGACAACUAUUCAAAUCGUGUAGUUUCGUUGACGCCUGGUUCUUUAGGGUUUCUUGACAGUAAAUAAUAAUGAAGAGAAACUGUGGGGAGGGCAGAGAAAAGGACUUUUCAGUUUGUUGUGUGUCUGUCAUGUCAUCCGUUGGCAAUAGUUAAGCCUAAUUUAUUACGUAAUUGCUUAUGAUAGCUGUGGGAGUAACCCCACAUAUGGAGAUGGACAGGGUCAAUGGAUAUCGGGACGUGAUGGUAUGGGAUGGUAUCACCGAUGCUCACAGUCAUUUUGAUGGUGCCCUUUUAAACCAUUAUCCGAGCAACAACCCUAAUAGAAUGAAUGUAGAGCCAAAUACAGUGGCCUAUAUGGUGGAGAAUAUCAAUAUUCAAAGCGCCGCUUUGAAAAGGUUGGAAGAGUGCAGUAGCAAGGAGGGAUCUCAGAUUGAUCUCUUUGAUAAAACGAAGGUGACAAAGAUUGUAAGGCCUCUUAUAGAAGAGCUUCAUCAGCAUUAUGUCGAUGGUGAAAAUAAGGCUGUGCCAAAGGAUAAAGAAGUAAAAGCAGAAUCACCCAUAGAUUUGGAGGAUUGGCCAUCCAUUCAUCUAGAUAAUGGAAAGACAAUUAAAACAAGGCUUUUGAUUGGCGCCGAUGGCAUCAAUAGCCCGGUACGCGAUUUUGCUUAUAUUGAUUCCUUAGGCUGGGAUUAUGAUACCCAUGGCGUAGUGGCUACUUUGAAAUUGGAUCCUAAUCGUCCUAAUAAUACUGCUUGGCAAAGAUUUUUACCAAGUGGCCCCAUUGCGUUAUUACCAUUAAGCGAGGAAUACGCGUCCUUGGUAUGGUCAGUCAAACCUCAUCUUGCCAAAGCGCUCAAAAAUGUUUCUCCUGCUGAUUUCUGCACGCUCAUCAAUGCUGCUUACCGACUUCCCCAUGUCGACCUUCAAUACAUGUACAAACAAAUUUCUUCUUCACCCUCACCUGACAUGCCGUCCACAACACUCCAAGAUGAAUACGCAUGGAGAGAAAAUACAGCUACAAAGUCUUUGUCGGAUCAAUCCAUGCUGGACCGUGAAUAUGCUUUGCCUCCUCAAGUGAUCGAUGUGCAAGAAAAUUCACGCGCCUCUUUUCCUUUCCGUUUACGCAAUGCUGAACGGUAUGUGGCCGACCGCGUUGCCCUUGUGGGAGACGCUGCUCAUUCCACGCAUCCUUUGGCGGGUCAAGGUAUGAACCAAGGCCUUUUGGAUGUAGAAUGCCUGUCAAAAUUGCUAGAAAAAGGAACCAUGGAAGGUCAGGACAUUGGCAAUAUUCAUUUGCUGAGAAAAUAUCCUGCAGAACGUUAUUGGCGAAAUAUUCUGAUGCUCAGUAGCUGUGAUAAGAUAGAUCGACUGUUUUCAAAUGAUAUUGCUCCUGUGACAUGGAUUAGAUCGUUGGGUAUAAAGGCAGUACAUAAUAUGGAUUUUUUGAAGGCUGAAAUUAUGAAAUAUGCUAUGGGCAUUGAAUACAGUGGAGAUUUCAGACAUUAAAAAGAAAUGCAAUGUAAUGUAUUCGGCUUCAAUAAAACGGUCUCGCGGCAUGUGAAACUUAUAUUGGGGAAGAUAAAUGCACUAUUCUGCUGACAGACCCCAUUUGACACAUGAAACUUUUUCGUCUUUUUUUCUCCUUUUGUAUUCCUUUCUUGUCUUAUUUCUAAAGAAAGACU